Molecule: messenger RNA, 863 nt
Organism: Aaosphaeria arxii CBS 175.79
Lineage: Eukaryota; Fungi; Ascomycota; Dothideomycetes; Pleosporales
Product: alpha/beta-hydrolase
Exons: 2
Coding region: 93-863 (256 amino acids)
Source: RefSeq, a predicted model, not a curated record
CUCGAGUCGAAUCUACAUUGUCAUUGUUUUCACUCCAAAGAAUACAUACUUGCGGGGGAUUGAUUCUAAUAACACUAUCAACUACCGAAACGAUGUCUUCUAAACCAGCAAUUGUCUUCGUACCGGGCUCAUUCGCCCCAGCACCCCUCUACGACAACCUCCACAAGCCCGUCGAAUCCCACGGUCUAUCCCUCACAGUCGUAGACCUCGUCACCGUCGGCAAGAAGCCCGGUCCACCACCCACCAUCUACGACGAUGCAUCCCACAUCGCAUCCGUCGUCUCGAAGCUAGUCGAUGAGGGCAAAGACGUAGUUCUGAUCUGCCAUUCGUACGGUGGUAUCCCAACAACGCAGAGCACGAAAGGACUAACGAAGAAGGAGAGGGAGGCCGAGGGGAAGAAGGGUGGGAUUGUACGUCUGGCGUACAUGACGGCUUUGGCGGUUGAUGUCGGGAUGAGUGCACAGGGGGCGUUGGAAGGUGCGGCAACAGGACCGCUUGGGGUGGAUGAGGAUGGCUGGAUGUACCAAGUGAAUCCCGAGGAAACCGCUCCCCUCGUCUUUGGCCAUUUGCCCCUCGACGAUCAAGUCAUUUGGGUCAAGAAAUUUGCGCAACACUCCGCAGUCAGCUUCGCCAACGAGCUCACGCACCCGGGGUACAACGACGUCCCCGUGAGUUAUCUAUUCUGCGAGGACGACAAGUGUGUGCUGCCGAGCCACCAACAGGCUGGCAUUGACAGGAUCGAAAAGAGCUCCGGGCAGAAGGUCGAUGUGACGAGGUUGAAUUCUGAUCACUGCCCUUCGGUUUCGCACUUGGAUGAGACGGUUUCCUGGAUCGUUGGGUUGGCGGAGAAGGGCGGGCAGUAG